UUUACGAGCUCGCCGCUCCUUUAUAAAAGACUCUUAGCGAGCUUCCCACGGCAGCGUCUUCUCAACGUCGGCGGUCUUCUUUCGUAAAUCGGAAGGUCCGCGGAUUCAACGUGCGGCUUUUUUUUUCAAACCCUACCACCCCUCACCACCACCCCGAUCCCUUCUCUUUAUUUUGUUAGUCGCUUAUUUGAAAUUAUUUUUUUUUACGUUUUAAUUUCACCUCAGCUAUCACCAACACCACCCCUCCUCAUUGUUAACAUCAACGCGAUUUUAGAUAACUCGCAAAAUGUAAAUUUUAUUUAAAAAAACACAUUGACAAUCAAAAAGUUCGAUCGCGCGCGUGAUUAUAAUUCGCGUACAUUGUUGGUACCGUUCGCUCUAAAGUUAAUUUAGUUUAAGCUGCCGAACUGUGCUAUUUGGGGGGGAGGUAGGUUGUUUUCGUUUUUUUUAAAGUGCGAGGCGCCUCUGUUGGGUGAUUUUUUACGGUAAGCGCGCGAUUAUUUCGCCUCUAAAAGUUAUUUAAAAACGGGCUUUUAAAAACGCCAAAUAGUUGUAUACGUUUUUUUAAAAAUAAUAAUACAAAGGUUAUCGGCGUGUCGCUUUUGGGAAUUCGAAACUUGUUUUUUUUUUGGGUCACCGCCGCUAAUUGGGAAGUGUCGGAACUUACCUGAGCGUCGUUUCGUUGCCGCAUCAGCGACGUUAACUAAAAAUACAAAACCUAAAGCACCGUACUUAGCUCGUGCAGAAGUCCCUCAUCGAGCUCUGAAAGCGUUUUGAUGGGUUGUGGAGGAUGACCUCCCGCGCAUCGCAGCUUUUUUUGGCGAACGUCAGGAGCUGUCCUCGCCAUAAACGAUAGCAACUAUCGCGGAAAAAAACACACGAGUGAACGCGUACGAUAGCGGGAGUCCGGUGCCCAGGAUAUUCGCGAAUUAACGUGCCAAAUAAGGGUCGGGUGGGAGGAGGCGAUUGGCAGGGUCCAACUGGAAUUAUCCGUCGUCAUUCAUUCAUUCACUCACCAUUCAUUCAUCAUUCAUUCACCAUUCAUUCACCAUUCAUUCAUUAGUUGUAUAACCGCAGCCUCCCCCGGCUCGCACCCAUGGUGCUGGGGCUUCCCGGGCGCGUCCGCGUCCGCGUGCUCCUCGACGAGACGGAGGCACCGACCGGCGGCGGCGGCAGCGGCUGGGGUCCCGGCGGCGGACCCCGCGGCUCGCCCCCCGCAGGCCGAGCCGCGUUGCGGGCGGGCAACGAAAUCUCGGGCCGCGUGCGCGUGCUCGUGACGGGGGCCCCCGCGCGCGUCCGCCGCCUCGCCGCGGCCGCCCGCGGCAGGGCGCGGGCGCGCUGGAGCGAGACGCGGAGCGCCGGCGGCGGCUCCAGCACGGCGCACGCGCACACCUACGGCGAUGAGCGGGAGCUGUACAGCCAGGGCUGCCAGCUGAUUGGCGGUUGCGAAAGAGACGGCGUGGAGGAUAUCACGGUGCUGCCCAUUGGAAAACACUAUUUUCCCUUCUCGUUCCUCCUUCCGCUCGAGCCCCUGCCCACAUCCUUUGAGGGGAAGUAUGGCAACGUGCGCUACUGGGUGGAGGCGAAGCUGCAGCGGCCGUGGUUGCCCGUGCAGAAGACCCGAAUGGAGUUCACCGUGUUGGAGAACGUGGACGUGAACACGGUCGCGCUGCUGUCGCCUGUUCGUGUGAGUAAAGAAGAGACGGUCAAGUGCUGGUUCUGCAUGUCUGGCUCGGUCUCAAUUGCCGCCAGGAUCAACCGCAAAGGCUUCUGUCCCGGCGAAACGAUCGACAUCCACGUGGAGGUGGAGAAUGGUUGCCCUCGUGCGGCGCAGACGCACGCCGCCCUCUACCAAACCCAGACCUUCCGCGCAAAGGGCCACUCGCGGACGGUGCGCCAACUCGUCGCCACCGCCACCGACCACAACGGCGGCGGCAACAACAACAACUUCGACGCGGCGAACGACGGGCUGUUGUGGCACGGGUCUCUGCGCGACAGCCUGGGCAUGGUGCCAGCACGCCAGAGGAAGGAUUUCCCGCACCCGUGCGUGCGGAUCCCGCCCGUGUCGCCCUCCAUCCAGAACUGCGCCGUGCUGAGCGUCGAGUACUCGCUGUCCGUGUGGGCAGAGGUACGCGGCGCCAGCGCGCUCACGGUCACGCUGCCCGUCGUCGUGGGGACCGUGCCGCCGCUCGGCUAUGCCGGAGCCCGCGUGGGAGCCGCGACGCCGGCGAUGAUCGACGAGCCCGAAGCUCCUCCCAGCUACGACGAAGUGGUGUCGGCGACCUCGGAGGGCCAGGGGGUGGAGCCUGCCCAGGGGGUGGGGCCGGGGGCGGGCCCUGAGAUGGGGGCGGGGCAUCGGCCCUCGGGACGGCCUUCCCGCCGGAAUCGGCUGUCUACAGCGCGAACCCAGGCCUUCCUGCAGGAGUACAGCCUCUGCCCUCCGCCCGUCUACUCCAAGGAAGAUCCACACCCAGUCAUCAGCGGCUUCACAAAAUCUUCACACAGGCAAGACCACUGAAUGGAAGCCAACGCUGAGAAGAAAAAAAAUCAACACCUGCCACUCCACUCGACGAGCACGAAGCAGGGGAGGUGUUGUUGACCGUACGCCGGAGGUCCCCGUGGUUGUUUCGCGACCGGCUGGAUGACGCUUCCAGGAGAACGAACCGCUGGAGUUUUCGCAAACGGGGGAGACGGUUUGCCUCCCGGAAAAAUGUGCCACGGCCUCGUUAUCGGACGCCUGCUGCAGAAGAAGCCUUUUGGGGGCAGCCGACUCCGAUGUGGAAACUUGCACAUCAAAUGCAGUCGCCGGCCGUGCCUGAUGUUGAAAUUCUUGUCGUAGUUUUAAUGUCUCUUCUGAUGAAGUUAUUUCGACAAGUGGCACUGCAGAUGCAUGCAUGCAAGCAAAAAAAAAACCGCGUGAAAUGGGCACGCGUGGCAGUGGCCGGAUGAAAAGUCUCGCGUCAUCGCACAGUUUUUGGAGCGUUUCGGAUACGACACCAAAGUUUGGCGCAGGAAUACGUAAAGGGGCCACUUCUUAAGGACGGAUACAUUUUGGAAGAAUUAAAAUCCCUGGUGAGAUUCCUCGGUGUAGGAAGACCUCCAGAACACUUUGCGGAGAACCCUUUUUUGAGCAGCAUAAAACCAUGAGAUGGCAAAAACCAUGAGAUGGCCAAAACCAGCCCAGAUGCCAACAAGCUGCUUCGAGAAAGUCUUUCAGAAAAGGCCUCUUGUCUGCCAUUAUUUUUUGUUUUGCCCCCGGGUGUUUCCUCUUACCGAUGGCUCAUGAGCCUUUGAAACCGGUGCGGGUUCGUCUUAAAGCCACAGAAUGGUUUCCCGAACGGGAGCCCUGAAUGUUUGAGCGACCUCGAAGAAGCCACGGUGCGUGUGGAGCGGAGACUGCAAUGUAAAGCCGCCACGGCUGUUGACAUUUGUGAGCGGAGGUUGUCUCGAAGAUGGAAGAACGAACGUUUUUUACUAUCACCCAAUUUUUACCCAGUUGCUGCUUUAUUCGGAAUCGUCUCGCACGGUAAACAACCUCCUGAGGCUCGCGUCGUAUCGGGGGAACGGCACUGGAAGCGGACGCUCUGGAACUAAUUCACCAUUGAAACGCUUUAAUGGGCUCCUCUAGCCCAACACCCAUACAGAGCUACUUCCUGCUCCCUAAAUGGUGUCCCGCCAGUGUGCCAGUCUUCCGAUAGAUUUGUGUGAUCUCAUCCAAAUGAAGGUAAUAAGCAUUCAUAUGUGACUGCUGAGAAAUUUAACCAGUGGCUUUUUGUAUUCGAGCUAGGGAAUUUCAUUGGUGCUGGUUUCAGUGGUUUGAUAUGGCCAUUAAGAGCCUCCUGAACCACCCUGCUUACUUGCAAAGUAAAAAUAAUAAUAAUAAUCCCUCGGUGACAAUGCAUGGCUAGACAUUGCCAGCCAGUCAAAUAAUGGCUGGCUCUAUGCAGCCAAUGGCAGGCCAGCAAGUCCUGGUGACAUCACGAGUGUUGGGUCCAGGGGCGGAGCCAGGAUUUCAGGCCGGGGUGACAUUCAACAAAUUUUAAUUUCAAGAAUGAUUAGAGUCAGGCUGUUGAACUAGACGCCAUCGGUUGGCGACACACUCUGAGAAUGCAGUUGUACGGAGUCCGCCAGACCGAGUGUCGUACACUUAUACGCAGAAUGUCACCCCUGUCACCCCCCCUGGCUCCGCCCCUGGUUGGGUCGGUUGUCAUUUGCUGGUCAUAACUUUCAGAUUAUCGUGUAGUGUAGUUCCAUCCAUAAUACAGGUUUUUUUGUUAUUAUUGAUGAAAUUGCUCGCGAAAGCCCAUGUGUUAAAAAGUGUAGUGCCAUGUUUUAAAACACAUACUUUUUUUACAUUGGCAUAAUUGCACUGAUUUUUUUGUGGUGUUGCAAUAAUAAUAUUGCAAAGCACCUACAUUGAUGGUAACAGAAAAUGGUUCUAAUGAAGAGUGUCUUAACGGUGAUUGAUUUCAUAGAUGGGAGUUGUGAUCCAUAACGGUUUAGGAAACAAAGUCGAGCCGCAUAGGCAGAAGAUACUAAAGUAGUGCUGCAGGGAGUUGGUGAUGUAACAGUGUUAGGUGGUGAAACGCAAAAAAAAGAUGAUUUGCAACUUUUAACCUCCCUUAGCAAGAACAUUUCUUCACAGUCAUAUUUACACAUGAAAGGUAGCUAGUGUUUAAUUCAAUUUCACUACAAAUAUGAAAGAAAAUCAAUCUUAAUUGCUCGCCGCAUAUUCUCCAAUAAGCAUAAAGAAUUGUGAGGAACGCUUCUGAAAAGCAUGCAACGAGUUUGUAAAAUAUAAACGGGAGUGUAACAGGGGUUUAUAAAUACAGGCACAUUGUGAUCUUCCCAUUUAUAGACGUGACAUAUUUUUGCGAUCUAUCUCAGGUUUAUCGAAUGAUUGUAGCACACGUAGCACCGUCUUGUAGUUUUCUUUUCGGUAAUAAACUCGCCACCUAAAUUAGCACUUUCCUUUGUAAAUGCAAACUGCGAGCUUAGUUUUUACUCACAGGUGUUUUUUUCAAUGUUCUGCUGCUAUUUGCCAAAAAAUACCCCCCCCUUGUUUUGAUUGAAACGAAGGUGUGUAAAAAUAUUACUGGCCUUAACUAUACCUUAGCUUUAUAUUUUUUUAUUUGCACUACUAUAAGCUAUGAGCGUGGCUUUAAAACUACAGUUAAAGACCGUACUCUCGUUUUAUCCAUACACGUUUAACAAGUACAAACCCGGUAUUGCUUCCAAAGAUAAGAAAACUGCACAACUGUACGGUGGAAGCGUUUAUUUUUUUUGUCACUGCACGCCGUUCACGAAGGCGGUCGGUGGAAACAUUUUCAGAAUGGGGGCGUGCGUCCGUACUACUGUCAGGUUUAUUUUGUUAUGUCCACGGUCGAGAGGGGUCCUUUGUAGCCAAUUGCCCACCACGUCAUCUCAUCUCAACCUCGGCUAUCGCUCAGUUUUCCUUCUACCAGAUCCCACGGAGGCUGGAGUAGACAUGCACGCGUGCAUCCUUUCACCGCCGCUCUUACGAUCACAUUACCGCGACCUUCCCACGAUAGGUCUUCCCUGUUGUCAACCAGGCCCCCUGGGUGCCACUUCACUGCCCGUCUUGGGUGACGAUGCCCUCCUCCAACCUGCACCACGUUUCUAGAUUGAAAACUCAUUCUGGAUUGAAAACUCUUUUUUUUGCUUUUUGCGUUUAUUUUGUCCUUCUCGCACCUCCAUCGCAACCUCAUAUUCCUGAUCACAACUGCAUCACUUAAUUUCCAAGUCCUAAAAAUGCACUCCUAAUCAGCACGUUGGUGUGAUGUAUUGAUCUAUAGCAAUGCAGCCGUCGCUUUAUUGUGCUGAUUUAUGUGAUGAAAGUUUUAAACUUUUUUUUGUACGCGCACCUCAUUCUGAAUCCUGUAUGACUUCCUCGUGCACAUUGUUCCUGUUUCAUCACCAUUUCUAAUAUCGUCAAAUUACCAUGAAAACAUAUCGUGUAUAAAAGUAAUAAUAUAUAUAAGCUUA
Molecule: messenger RNA, 6006 nt
Organism: Petromyzon marinus (sea lamprey)
Lineage: Eukaryota; Metazoa; Chordata; Hyperoartia; Petromyzontiformes; Petromyzontidae
Product: arrestin domain-containing protein 2-like
Biological process (GO): protein transport
Cellular component (GO): cytoplasm
Source: RefSeq, a predicted model, not a curated record